AUGGCUCAAGGCAAUCGCACCGUGGUGACCCACUUCCUCCUCCUAGGACUGACAAGCGAGCCUAAGCUGCUGACUCCUCUCUUCCUAAUCUUCUUAAUGCUUUAUCUCAUCACCCUGAUGGGCAAUCUUGGGUUGAUCACGUUGAUCAAGACGAACCCCCGGCUGCACAUGCCCAUGUACUUCUUCCUCUGCAAUCUGUCUGUUGUUCAUCUUUGCUACUCCUCCGUCUUUCCUCCAAAGCUGCUUAUCGGCUUCUUGGUGGAAAAGAAAACCAUUUCUUACUCUGCCUGCUUUCUCCAGCAUUUCUUUUGACUCGUGUUCGCGACCGCAGAGGUGCUCUUGCUGGCUGUGAUGGCAUACGACCGUUACGUAGCCAUUCGCAACCCGCUGCUCUACGCUGUCUCUGUGCCCAGGAGGGUCUGCCUUCAGCUGGUGGCCGGGUCAUACGCAGGAUACUCACUCAUCCAAACGUGUUGCUUGCUGCCGUUGCCUUUUUGUGGGCCCAAUAUCAUCAACCAUUACUUCUGUGACACUAACCCUCUGCUGAAACUCGCCUGCUCUGAUGACCACCUCAGUGAGCUUUUGCUUGUAACCUUCAACGGGACCAUUUCCAUGUCUGUGCUCUUCUUCAUCACCAUCUCCUAUGUGUACAUCCUCUUCUCCAUCCUGAGGAUUAGGUCUGCCAAAGGAAGGCACAAAGCCUUCUCCACCUGUGCCUCCCACCUCCUGACCGUUACCUUGUUCUUCGUGCCCGCAGGGCUGAGCCACAUGCAGCCGGGCUCCAAGUGCUCGCUGGAGAUGGAGAAAGUCACCGCCGUGUUUUGUCCCCUCAUCGUCCCCGUGCUCAACCCUCUGAUCUACAGCCUGAGGAACAAGGAGGUCAAGGACGCACUUAGAAAAGUGACAGCAAAUACCAUUUUUGCGAGUAGCCGAGAAG
This is a messenger RNA of Phaethon lepturus (White-tailed tropicbird), 937 nucleotides long. RefSeq names its product olfactory receptor-like protein COR8. Gene Ontology annotation, cellular component: membrane. The record is from RefSeq and is a predicted model, not a curated record. Gene Ontology annotation, biological process: sensory perception of smell; G protein-coupled receptor signaling pathway. Gene Ontology annotation, molecular function: odorant binding; G protein-coupled receptor activity; olfactory receptor activity. NCBI's taxonomy places the organism in Eukaryota, Metazoa, Chordata, Aves, Phaethontiformes, Phaethontidae.